GCCCCCAAUCGGAAUUGCAGUUAGUUAGAGAGAGUGAAGAAAAAUAAAACAAUAAAAAAAAUAAACUGACAGUAACAGAUAGCGAAACAACCAAACCAACAACCGCCAUGACCGAAAAAGACCGCUCCGCCGAACCAACCCUCCGCAAUGGCGUCGACGCCGGAGAGGACUUCCAACUCAUCGGAGGCGAUGCUGAGGUCGCGGUCGUAGGCGACGGCUCCGUGGCCGGGAGAGUGAAGGGACCGUGGUCGCCGGAGGAGGACGAGGUGCUCAGCCGAUUGGUGGCGCAGUUCGGGGCCAGGAACUGGAGCAUGAUUGCGCGGGGAGUGCCGGGACGCUCCGGCAAGUCGUGCCGGCUCCGGUGGUGUAAUCAGCUGGACCCUUGCGUGAAACGCAAGCCCUUCACUGAGGAAGAGGACAACAUCAUAGUUUCAGCCCAUGCAAUCCACGGAAACAAAUGGGCAGCAAUUGCUAGGCUUCUUCCAGGUAGAACAGACAAUGCGAUCAAGAAUCACUGGAAUUCUACGCUGAAGCGCAGGUGUAUGGAACUGGGAAGAUAUGUCCCAGCACAUCCUGAUGUGAUUGAAGAUGGUAGCUAUGAAAAAGCAAAAGCAUCCUCUGAAGAAACCAUGUCAAUUGGGGAUAUCAAUUCAUUGAAUCCUGCAGAAAUCAGAAAUGUCUUGAUGGAUAAUGAAAAUAAAACUCCAAGAGAAAAUGAUGCUAAAGUUGAGGAACAUCCUACCCUUUAUAGACCAGUAGCACGUAUUAGUGCAUUUAGUGUUUAUAAUCCUCCAGGCAGGCCAACAACUGGAUCAUGUUCAAAGAUAUUCCCAAGGCAGAGCCCUUUGAUAGUAUCCCCCAAACCAGACGUAGGAUCCUGCAAGUUAUUUGAUGGUAUUGAUUGUGAGCCCAUGGUUCCAUUGCAAUGUGGUCAUGGCUGCUGCGCAGCAGACUCAAGGGAAAGCCAUUCACAUGGUUCACUUCUAGGUCCCGAGUUUGUUGACUAUUUGGAGUCACCUUCUUUCUCUAGUCAUGCAUUGAUUUCAAUAGCCACCGACUUAAACAAUAUAGCUUGGAUCAAGAGUGGCCUUGAUAAUUGUAGUGCUGGAGUAACUGAUAAUACUGCAAACUUGACAGCAUCUCAAGGGGUUGCCACUGCUUCGCAAACAAACUUCUUACGACAAGAUCUUAGGAAUGGCUACGGGCAAUUUGAGGAGGGACCAAGCAAUUUUUUGGGUGCGAUGCAAGAAGUGUUAUCAACAAAGAUGGCUAGGCAACAUUUAGCAAUGCCUGCGGAAGUUUGACUCUAACUAAGCUUCCUCGUGGGAUUUUUUGUUGUUGUUGUUGUAAGUUUUGAAAAAGCAAGUAGAUUUCAAUCUUCAUCUGUAGCAUUUUGUGGUGGGUGGAUAGAUCGAUCAUAGAUGGUAUAAGUCUGUUUCACUAGAGUCAAUCGCACCGUAUAUAGAGCAUCAACUUUAUUGAGUGAAUAGCUCUUUUCGGCUUUUAUCGACUUGCAGAGUUUCCUUCAA
Messenger RNA from Cajanus cajan (pigeon pea), 1529 nucleotides. RefSeq names its product transcription factor MYB1. NCBI's taxonomy places the organism in Eukaryota, Viridiplantae, Streptophyta, Magnoliopsida, Fabales, Fabaceae. Gene Ontology annotation, cellular component: nucleus. The record is from RefSeq and is a predicted model, not a curated record. Gene Ontology annotation, biological process: regulation of DNA-templated transcription. Gene Ontology annotation, molecular function: DNA-binding transcription factor activity, RNA polymerase II-specific; RNA polymerase II cis-regulatory region sequence-specific DNA binding.